Molecule: messenger RNA, 2242 nt
Organism: Macadamia integrifolia
Lineage: Eukaryota; Viridiplantae; Streptophyta; Magnoliopsida; Proteales; Proteaceae
Product: protein IQ-DOMAIN 5-like
Exons: 8
Coding region: 498-1814 (438 amino acids)
Molecular function (GO): protein binding
Source: RefSeq, a predicted model, not a curated record
UGCGUGCGCACCCUGACUCACACCACUUCCCAGUCCCCACUAGUCCUAAAUUUAGAAACGAUCUUACGAUCGUGUCCAGCUUACAAGCUUUGUUCCCCCGGCGUACUAUAGUUAUCGUGGCAUGUAUCGACGCCGCUUUGUUUCCGAUUCAGGAGAGAUGAGACAAGAGAAUGAGACACUAGAAGAAGGUACUGAAUGAGUGAAUAGAGGAGGGAAAAAGUGUGAAUUGCGUUGGAAUCGUAUGGUCGACGAAGAACAACUCGGAUCUUCAGAGCUGAUUUUGAACAGUAAAAAGAUCGAUUAAGAGGGAAACUGAAUUGGACUGAUUUGAUUUAUAGAUCGAUUUUUAAAAGGAUUAAUUUAUUUCUCUGAUUUUUCUUCUAUUUUGAUUCGGCCCUGUAUCUCUCUCAACUGCGCUUCAGCUUCUGUUUGUAUUAUCCAGUGGCGUUUCUAUGGAAUUCAGGUUUUGAUCUGCCAGAGAUAGAAGGAUUGUCAUCAUGGGUGGCUCUGGGAAGUGGCUGAAAACAUUGAUUGGUUUAAGGAAGUCAGAAAAGUCACAAUCUUCAGAUAAGGAUGAGAAUAGGUCAGCACCCGCUAAUCGGUUUUGGAACCGGAGAAGGCAUUCUGUAGAUGAGUUUGUUCACGACUCAGAUCCGUUAACAGGGGAUGCAAAGGUUCAAUCAAGUUCAGAUGCUUCCAGCUCCCCUGCUACCUUACUACAAGUACAGCCUGCUGCUCAAGUUGAAAAGAAUGUCAAAGAAGAAUGGGCUGCUACCCGCAUUCAAACAGCAUUUAGAGGAUUUCUGGCUAGACGAGCACUUAGGGCUUUGAAAGGGUUGGUGAGACUUCAGGCCCUUGUUAGGGGACAUGCUGUGAGAAAACAAGCUGCGAUAACUCUUCGUUGCAUGCAAGCUUUGGUGAGAGUUCAGGCUCGUGUUCGAGCACGCCGUGUUCGCAUGGCAUUGGAAAGUCAGAUGGCAGAGCAAAAACUUCAGCAACAGCUUGUACAUGAGGCUCACGUUCGAGAAAUUGAGCAGGAAGGGUGGUGUGACAGUGUUGGCUCUGUGGAAGAGGUUCAGGCCAAGUUAUUAAAGAGGCAAGAGGCAGCAGCCAAGCGUGAGAGAGCCAUGGCAUAUGCUCUGGCUCAUCAGUGGCAGGCAGGAUCGAGGCAACAGGCAGCCCCUGCAGGUUUUCGACCAGAUAAAAGCAACUGGGGUUGGAACUGGUUGGAGAGAUGGAUGGCCGUUCGUCCAUGGGAGAAUCGGUUUCUUGAUAUCAAUCUCAAAGAUGGAGUAAUGAUCCAUGGGAAUGGGUCAGCAGAGGGGGAAACUGGCAUGAAGACCCAAUUCAGAUCUGCCGUCAAGAAGCCUAUUUCAUCAAAUUCUCCCUCAAAUCAGAAAACCACAUCUCAUUCUGAUGGUAGUGGUUCUUCAUCGAGCAAGUCAGCUAAUGUGCUAGCAACGUCCAACACAGUAUCAGGGAAGCCAAGACCGAAGCCGUCUGAAGAUCCAGUUGAAGAAGCCAACUCAAGGCCUUCCAUCAUUGGGUCCCGAUCAUACAGCAAUCCUAAAGAGAGACCUUCACAACCAGAUGCGCUGGAAAAGAAGCGGUUGUCCCUACCAAACAGUGGUAUUGGAGGACAAACAGCCAGACGCCCCAGUAGGAACACUGCCAAUAGGACACCAAGUGCACAGAAGCCCAUUAAGGAUAGAAACAAAAUUGAUGGAACGCGUGAUUCCAGCCAAACAAAUGGUGUUCAGCAGUUGAUCAUUAUUCUGAGAUCAUAUGCUGUUUAUCUUAGAUUGGAAGAUUGACUUAGCAAGAAAUUGUCCAGGAGUAAGAAAUUAAGAACAAUUCGCGAACGAGCGAGCAUUUUAAGCCUCUGGAAGGGUGAAAUCGAGAAUUACUGUGUAGUCUCUUGCUUGCCACAGGCUAAUGAUACCAAGUAGAUGCCACCUCUAACCAAGGCCUAUCAACAAUGCUUGCUUUGCUUGUUACAUCAAUUGAUACUCAUUAGUGUUGAAAAUCCUCCAGGGUGAAUUAUAUGCUUAUGAAUCUGUUCUUUUACUUCUUUUGGGAUAGAAUACAUAAAGUUUGGUCACAUUUAAUUUUGUGUGAAUUUAAUUUCAAGUAGAAGGGAAGCAUGUGAUCUACUAAUGAGAUAUUCAUCUGUGCCAUCUUAUCUCUUCACAUGGAACAAAGUGUAGCAACCCCAUUAUAUGUGAUGUUGGCUUUUGUCUUC